AUGGCAGAUUCUAAAGGUUUGGUCUUAGAAAACACUGCUCGUAGAGAUGCAUUGAUCGCUAUUGAAAAAAAAUAUCAAAAACUUUGGGCAGAAGAGCAUUUGUUUGAAGUCGACGCUCCAAGUCUUGAAGAUGAACCAAUCACUAUUGAUUCUGAGGAACUUCAAAAAAAAUACCCAAAAUUCAUGUCUUCGAUGGCUUAUCCUUACAUGAAUGGUGUUUUGCACGCUGGCCAUUGUUUUACCCUAUCAAAAGUCGAAUUUAGCGUUGGAUUUGAAAGAAUGAAUGGCAAAAGGGCUUUGUUUCCAUUAGGGUUUCACUGUACUGGUAUGCCUAUUUUAGCUUGUGCCGAUAAAUUGAAAAGGGAAAUCGAAUUGUUUGGUAAAGAUUUUUCCAAAGUUCCAAAGGACGAUGGCGAUGAAGUUGAAAUAAAAGAAAAAUCUACCUCAACAGGUAGUGAAGAUGUCACUAAAUUCAAGGCUAAAAAAUCCAAGGCUGCUGCCAAGAAAGGUCGUGGUAAAUACCAAUUUGAAAUCAUGUUGCAAUUAGGUAUUCCAAAAGAAGAGCUUAUUAAAUUUGCCGACUCCAAUUAUUGGUUAAAUUAUUUCCCUCCUUUAUGCCAAAAAGAUUGUAGUUCUUUUGGGGCCAGAGUCGAUUGGAGAAGGUCUUUUAUUACUACCGAUGUUAACCCAUACUAUGAUGCAUUUAUUAGAUGGCAAAUGAAUAAGAUGAAGGAAGCUGGUAAGAUCAAAUUUGGUGAACGUUAUACUAUCUACUCUGAAAAGGAUGGUCAAGCUUGUAUGGAUCAUGAUAGACAAUCUGGAGAAGGUGUCACCCCUCAGGAAUAUGUUGGAAUUAAGAUUGAGGCCACCGAAUUUGCACCAGAGGCUGCAGAAAUCAUUAAAAACUGUGCUGACUUGGAUAAAUCCAAGAAAUUUUACUUUGUUGCUGCUACUUUAAGACCAGAAACCAUGUAUGGACAAACUUGUUGUUUUGUAUCCCCCAGAAUUGAGUAUGGUAUUUUUGACGGUGGCCACAACUCCUACUACAUUACCACCGAGCGUGCCUUUAAAAACAUGUCUUAUCAAAAAUUGACACCCAAAAGAGGUUACUAUAAGCCAGUCAUCACCAUUAACGGUAAAAAAUUUAUUGGUACCAAAAUACAUGCACCACUAUCUGUUUAUGAGGAAUUACGAAUCCUACCUAUGGAAACUGUUAUUGCCACUAAGGGUACUGGUGUUGUCACUUGUGUUCCAUCCAAUUCUCCAGAUGAUUACAUAACCACUAAAGAUUUACAAAAUAAACCAGAAUAUUAUGGUAUUGAAGCUGAAUGGGUCAAGCAUGAACCAGUCAAAAUUAUCCAUACUGAAAAAUAUGGAGAUUUAACUGCCAAAACUCUCUGUGAAGAAUUAAAAAUUAGAUCGCCAAAAGAUACUAAUCAAUUAGCUGAAGCCAAAAAGUUGGCGUAUAAAGAAGAUUAUUACACUGGUGUUAUGAUAUACGGUUCAUACAAGGGUGAAAAAGUUGAAGUAGCCAAAAACAAAGUCAAAGAGAAUUUAAUUAAGGAGGGCAAAGCUUUUGUUUAUAAUGAGCCCGAAUCAUUGGUUAUUUCUCGUUCAGGUGAUGAUUGCAUUGUUUCUUUGGAAGAUCAAUGGUAUGUUGAUUAUGGUGAAGAGUCUUGGAAAAAAUUAGCAUUGGAAUGCGUUGAACAAAUGCAAUUUUUCGCACCAGAAGUUAAAAAUGCCUUUGAAGGUGUUUUUGAUUGGUUAAAGAAUUGGGCUGUUUGUCGUACUUAUGGUUUGGGUACCAAGUUGCCAUGGGAUCCAAAAUAUUUAGUUGAAUCUUUAAGUGAUUCCACAAUUUACCAAGCCUUCUAUACCAUUUCCCAUUUAUUAUUUAAAGACUAUUACGGUACAGAAAUUGGGCCUUUGGGGAUUAAAGCUGAGGAGAUGAGCGAUGAGGUAUUUGAUUAUAUCUUUCAACACAAAGAUGAUAUUAGUGAUAGUAGCUCUAUUCCUAAGGCAAAAUUAGAUAAAUUAAGAAGGGAAUUUGAAUAUUUCUAUCCGUUAGAUGUUUCGAUUUCUGGUAAAGAUUUGAUUCCAAACCAUUUGACGUUUUUCAUCUAUACUCAUGUUGCAUUAUUCCCAAGAAAGUUUUGGCCAAAGGGUAUUAGAGCUAAUGGUCAUUUAUUAUUAAAUAACGCUAAAAUGAGUAAAUCGACUGGUAAUUUUAUGACCUUAGAACAAAUUGUUGAAAAAUUUGGGGCUGAUGCCUCCCGUAUUGCCUUGGCUGAUGCUGGUGAUACUGUUGAAGAUGCUAAUUUCGAUGAAUCCAAUGCUAAUGCGGCUAUUCUAAGAUUAUUUACUUUGAAAGAAUGGAGUGAAGAAGUUUUGAAAAACAUUGAUGACUAUCGUGAUGGUGAAUAUGAUCCAAUUUUUGAUAAGGCUUUUGAUAAUGAAAUGAACUAUUUAAUUGAAGAAACUUACAAUCAAUAUAAAUUGACCAACUAUAAAGCUGCUUUGAAAUAUGGUUUAUUUGAUUAUCAAAUUGCUAGAGAUUAUUACCGUGAAAACACUGAAUUGAUGCAUAAAAAAUUGAUUUUAAAAUACAUUGAGACUCAAGCUUUAUUGUUGUGUCCAAUCGUUCCUCAUUUCUCUGAAUACAUUUAUAGAGAAUUACUAAAUAGCCACCAUGGCAAUAAAAGUGCUCAAAAUGCCAAAUUUCCACGCGCUGAUAAGCCGGUAGAUAUAGGUGUUAGUGACUCUUUGGCAUAUUUAAGAAACUUGCAAAAGAAAAUAAGGGAAGCUGAAGGACAAGCUUUAAAGAAAAAGAAGGGUAAAGGUUCUGACGUCGAUCCAAAUAAACCUGUUAAUUUAACUAUUUUGGUUUCCAAGACUUUCCCAGAAUGGCAAACUAAAUAUUUGAAACUAGUACAAGAAUUAUUUAAAAGUGGCGAAUUAAAUGACAAUAAAGCUAUCAGGAAUAAAGUUGAAGGUAAGGAUAUGAAGAAAGCUAUGCCAUAUAUUUCCUUGUUGAAACAACGUUUAACUUUGGAACAACCAGAGGUGGUUUUUUCUAGAGAAUUAACAUUUGAUGAAAGUGAAUUGCUUAAAUUAUGUGUUGACACUAUUGCUAAGAACACUUUGCAAAAUGUCAAAUUAAAUAAAUUACAAUUUAUUUCUUUUGACUAUGGUUGUACUAGUGGGGUUGAUAUUAUCACCGGCGAAAAGCUUGAACUUCCAAAAUCACCAAAGAUUAUUGAAAACACUGUUCCUGGUGAGCCUGGUAUUAUUAUUAAAAAUGUUGAGUAG
Molecule: messenger RNA, 3309 nt
Organism: Saccharomycodes ludwigii
Lineage: Eukaryota; Fungi; Ascomycota; Saccharomycetes; Saccharomycodales; Saccharomycodaceae
Gene: CDC60
Product: leucine--tRNA ligase CDC60
Exons: 1
Coding region: 1-3309 (1102 amino acids)
Biological process (GO): leucyl-tRNA aminoacylation
Molecular function (GO): leucine-tRNA ligase activity; ATP binding; aminoacyl-tRNA deacylase activity
Source: RefSeq, a predicted model, not a curated record